AUGAAUCGGACGGCAGGAUCGGGAGAUGACGAUUUGACUGCGUCGACUCAACAGAUGCUCAAUAAUACACCGGAAAGCUCAUUUUUGACAUCAAGAGAGGCCAAUGAACACACGACGACGAGGCUGGAAACGUUGAUGCAUCUUUUCAAGGGAAAUGUUGGCACGGGGUUGCUGGCGCUGCCGCUCGCUAUUUACCAUGGCGGAUGGGUCCUUGGGCCUAUUAUGCUCCUUCUCAUGGCCUUGAUGGCUACUCACUGCAUGCACCUGUUGGUGAAGGCGUCGCAACAUCUCUGUCCGAUCACGGGCUGCUCGAACUUAGAUUACGGCGAAGUGGGUACAGCGACGCUCGAGUACUACGGCUCGCCUUGGUUUAGGAAACAUGCCGAGCUUGGCUCGAAAAUUGUGAAUCUGUUUAUCAUCGUGACGCAGUUCGGGUUCUGCUGUGCCUACUUCGUCUUCAUUGCAGCGAAUAUCUACGAAGUUAUGGUUGAGUACCUCGAUGAAAGCUCCUCAUUCGCGAAAAUGCUCACGGAUGAUCCGCACAACUCGCAGCGAGCGAUAAUGGCAAUACUGGUCGUUCCUUUUUGCGCUCUUUGCUCAAUUAGAAAUUUGGAUCAUCUAGCUCCCUUCUCCGCCGUGGCGAAUUUGGCAACUGGGAUUUCGGUUGCCUUCAUCUUCUCGUACUUGAUUCCACACGCUCAAGAUACGUCCCAGUUUCCUAAAGUCCAAUCCUUCAAGAACUUUGCCCUCUUCUUCGGCGCAGCCUGCUUUUCGUUCGAAGGGAUCUCCGUUGUCCUACCCCUUGAAAAUAACAUCGACAAGCCUGAAGACUUUCCAAUGAUUCUUAACAUUGGAAUGUUCUUUGUCACAGCGCUUUACGUUACCAUGGGUGUUUUAGGCUACCGCACAUUUGGGGACACGAUUUGUGGCUCAGUGACACUAAAUCUUCCAGAGGGAGAUCUUUAUGCUGCGACGAAGAUCCUUUAUUCAUGCGUCAUCUUUAUCAGCUUCGCGGUUCAAUUCUACGUACCUAUUACGUUCCUCUGGCCGGCAUUUAAAGAUAAAUUCUGCUCGAGAACAGCACAUCCUGUUCGAAAUGAGCUUUUCUUUCGCUACAUGCUGGUCGGGCUCACCGGCGCUCUUGCGAUCGCUAUUCCAGAUUUGGGGGACAUCAUCUCUUUAGUUGGCGCACUUGCUUCUUCUAUGCUCGCCUUGAUUCUCCCGCCUUUGAUAGACAGUGUAAUUCUGCAUCAUAAUCAGCCUCUGCGAAAAUGGAAAUACGUGCUCAUCCUCGCGAAAAACGCCCUGAUAUGCAGUUUCGGCGUAAUGGGAAUGGUCGUUGGUACAGUUAUUUCGAUGGAGCAACUGAUCACUGACCUUUCACCGUCGAAAAACUCAACUAGUAGCUGUGUUCAGGCGAAUAGCACCACCUUUGAAAUGUACCAACAUUUUAACGUUUGGGACCAGCAAUUUCCAGAAUCGGAUUCUUUCUUUUAA
Messenger RNA from Oikopleura dioica, 1497 nucleotides. The record is from the annotation of a GenBank genome assembly. NCBI's taxonomy places the organism in Eukaryota, Metazoa, Chordata, Appendicularia, Copelata, Oikopleuridae.